Molecule: messenger RNA, 1621 nt
Organism: Spodoptera litura
Lineage: Eukaryota; Metazoa; Arthropoda; Insecta; Lepidoptera; Noctuidae
Source: RefSeq, a predicted model, not a curated record
AAAAUCGAAAACGUCACACAAAGUCAAAAUUGGAAUAAAAAUGUGAACAUAAAAAAUAUAUACCACAACAAGACAAAAAAUAGCAGUGAUGCAGCUACUACACGAAAACAAAACUCUUUUGAUGGGCGUGAAGGAUAGGAGCAUGAGCACCAACGUGAGCGUGAAAGAACAAUUGGAGACCAUGGAGGUGAAAGAGAAGAGGUCAUCGGAUGCAUCAUUGCUCCUGAUGAACCCGGUAGCAAGCGGUGACAAUGUUGCUACCGGGCUCAACUCGGCUCACAAACUAAAAGAAGAACUGCCACCGCUCGUGCCGUGCUGCGAAGGAAGAGAACUGCAGAUAAACGAAGACCUGGUGAGAAGUGGACUGUCAGCAAUUUCCGUGAAACACGACAGCGUGAUACAAUGUUUGAGCAUGUCACGCGCAUGUGAACGGAUGCAAAUACCACCGGGUCUCGUAAAGCAUCGAAAUUCCUUCCGAAGCCUUCACCGGCCCGACUUGAAGCGUGUUCCGUACCUGCGUCGCAUGUCCCCUGACGAACUGGAAACACUAUUUCGUGGAUACGCAGACUUACCCACACGAGGGAAUAAUAAAAGUGAUUUUAGAAAGGGAUCCAUUUCAGACGUUCGUGAUGAGAAACCCAAGAACAAACUGCCACCCGAUGAGAAUGGUCAAGUAAUAGAAACUGACCAAAUUACCAGACCUGAUGAAGGUAACGGUGCCAACGCAUUACUUCCGAUCCUGGAGACACGGUCGGGCGCCGAGGACGUGCCUGCCGGCAUGAGGCUGCAUGGCGCACGGGCGAGGCUCUACACCUCCGUCCUCGCCGGUGCCAAAGUGGGUGAUCAGUUGGAUGGUGUUUCAACUCACGAAGACUUCGACACACGAGUCCCCGAUGACCCAGUUCCCGACGAAGAAGUCCAACUCAACGAGGAACUACAAAUCAUUCUCCCUCCACGCUAUGAUGACGUCACAGCCGACUCUUCCAUUACAAAUAGUUCCAUGGAACAAAACUGCAGCUAGACCAAAAUACACCACACCACAAUGUGUUAAGGUACAGAUUAGAAAAGAUCGAAUUUUUAAUGAAGUUCAAUGUGAUACUCAGUAUUGGUUUGAAAGCUCGUCGGAAUAUGCUAAGGCUGGUAAGCAUAUCAAGAAAAAAAAUUGCUAGACUAGCCAUGUACAUGGACUGGAUGAUCAGUGACUUUGUUAAGAAAGUUUGAUUUACUAUCUAUUCCCAUUAAGUCUGAAAUAAAAUACAGUUACGAUAUUUUUGUACGACUAUUAUUGGUACUCGAGUUCACAGGAAUAAAACUAUGUGUUUCAAGGGUGAAUUUAUAUUGAAUUUAUCUUUCUACAAUAUUAUACAAUAGGUUUUUAAUUAGCAACGCUUGCGCGCUAAACCCGACGGUACAUCACCAUUUAAAUUAUAAAUAUUUUUACAUCACCGUGCAAAAUAGUUGCUAGAAAUUUUAAUUGCACUUUAAGUUGAAAAUAAAAUUGAUUAUCAAAGUUAAAUCAGUUCUAAAUUUGUAAGAGCAUGACCUAUUGUAUAUUGUCAUGUCUACGAGUAUUACCAUCGAUCAAUUCAAACAUUCUAGAAAAUAAUCAUACAUUAAAUGU